Gadus chalcogrammus (walleye pollock) is the source of this 5594-nucleotide messenger RNA. RefSeq names its product zinc finger protein basonuclin-1-like. NCBI's taxonomy places the organism in Eukaryota, Metazoa, Chordata, Actinopteri, Gadiformes, Gadidae. Gene Ontology annotation, biological process: regulation of transcription by RNA polymerase I. The coding region runs from base 207 to 3530 and encodes 1107 amino acids. The record is from RefSeq and is a predicted model, not a curated record. The transcript has 5 exons. Gene Ontology annotation, cellular component: nucleus.
CUGUAACUGUGAUUAACGGCUAUGUAAAUCAAAUUGACUUAGUGUUUUCUCUCGCUCUCUCUCUCACUCUCUGUUAGGCUAUCUGCUGCACUUUGGUUAACUGUAACUGUGACAGCUUCAAGCCGGGGAAACUGAAGAGAAGACAGUGUGAAAACUGCAGACAUGGCUGGGUAGCGCACGCUCUGAGCAAACUGAAGGUUCACCACAUGUACCAGAGCAGCCAGGUGGAGAUCGUCCAUUCCAACGUGGUGUUUGACAUCUGCAGCCUGAUGCUGUACGGCACGCAGGCCAUCCCCGUCCGCCUCAAGAUCCUCCUGGACCGCCUCUUCUCCGUCCUCAAGCAGGAGGAGGUCAUCCAGAUCCUCAACGCCCUCGACUGGACCCUUCAGGACUACAUACGAGGCUACGUACUGCAGGACGUAGCCGGUAAGGUGCUGGACCGCUGGGCCAUAAUGACGUUCGAGGAAGAGAUCGCCACUCUGCAGCAGUUCCUGCGCUUUGGCGAGACCAAGUCCAUCGUGGAGCUGAUGGCCCUGCAGGACAAAGAGGGCCAGGCGGUGUUGGUGCCCAGCACGCGCACCAACUCAGACAUUCGCACCUUCAUCGAGCGCAGCACGCCGCGCGCCGCCCCCGCCACCAGCCCCAGCCUCUCCUCCUCCUCCUCGCCCACGCCGAAGGUGGAGAAGAUUGGCGGCGACGGGCGCACCAACGUGCACCACUUUGAGAACUUUAUCAACAGCAUGGCGUUCAUGCUGCCCUUCCAGCUGCUGGGCUCCAUCCCCGCGCCGCUCCUGGGCUCGCACCCGGGAUCGCUCGGGUCGCGGCACCCACCCAUGCACCAGCAGUCCAUCCUCGGGGGGCUGGAGCAGCAGCAGCAGCAGCAGCCGGGCCUGCAGGGCCUGAGGCGAGAGGACCAGGGCCCAGAGUGCCACGGGGGAAAGGAGAGCGACCUCCCACUGUCCCAGCCCCUGACGGAGGGCAGUCUCGUCGGGUCCAGCUCAGCCUCCUUCACGUCUGACCUGGGCCGGGGCGGCGGCGGCGACAAUCACAUGGACAGCCUCUCCUGCGGCGGCGUCACCGCCAAGAUGGAGGCGGACGACUUCCCGACCAGCGACAACUACUCCGACGGCUCCUCCACGCCGUGCACGCCCUCCAUGAGCUGCGAGAUGCCGCACAUGUCCCCCGAGAGCAAGCUGCGCUUCCUGGACAGGAACGGCGGCAGCGGGGGCGGGCUGGGAGGCGGCUCCCUGAAGAAGGGCCGGGUGUACUGCAGCGCCUGCGAGAAGACCUUCUACGACAAGGGCACGCUCAAGAUCCACUACAACGCGGUGCACCUGAAGAUCAAGCACAAGUGCACCAUCGACGGCUGCAACAUGGUGUUCAGCUCGCUGCGCAGCCGCAACCGCCACAGCGCCAACCCCAACCCGCGCCUCCACAUGCCCAUGAACCGCAACAACCGGGACAAGGACCUGAGGGGGGGCAGCAUGUCCGGCGACGAGGGCUCGGAAGGGGAGAAGAGAUCCGAGUACGGCGCCUCCGUCCCCGUCUCCUCGUCGGAGGGUCACAAGUCGGUGCCCAGCUACGUGGUGAGCCACGUGGACACGAGCUCCAAGCUCCACGGCAGCUCCUUCCCCAGCAUGGGCCAGAGCGGCAUCCUCUUCCCCAACCUGAAGACGGUGCAGCCCGUUCUGCCCUUCUACCGCAGUCUGGUUACUCCAGCGGAGCUCGCCAACACCCCGGGGAAUCUGCCCUCCCUCCCUUUGCUCUCCUCGUCGGUUCCCCUUAAGCCCACGAUGUUGCCCGAUUACUGCACUGCAGAUCUCAUACCAAAGAAGAAGUCCAGGAAGUCCAGCAUGCCCAUCAAAAUAGAGAAGGAGGCGGUGGAGCAGGACGAAGGCAAGGGGAGCUGUUCCGAGGACGAGGCGUCUAUGAUGCAUCACGGCAGGAAAGACCAUCAGGAGAAUGGCGACUGGCGAGGACAAGUGGGGACGGAGAGGAAGAGGAACGAAAUCAGAGGCAUUUACUUUGGCGAGGAGAGGGAAAGAGAGGACCCUAUGCGGCCAUCAGAGCAGAGCCCAGACAGAGAGACCACCAGGGGUGAGGAACCAGGCCAGGGUGAGGCUGGAGACGAGGAGGCUACACGGCAGGGUGAGACGGGUGUGAUCACCUGCGCGUCCUUCCCCUUCGACCAAUCCCGCGGCAAGCGACGUGCGGACGACCUCUCCCUCUGUCGGGCCGGCGAGGAGGGGAGGAUGGAUUGUGAGCGAGUCCACGCGAUUCCGGCGGAGGACAAGAUGGGCGACCUGGAAGGGUCGGACGGGGAGCGACGGCUGACCAACGGGGGAACCUUCCAGCACCGGGAGUCGGACACUUGUCCGUACAACAACAACAACCACGGCAACAAAACGGACGACGACGACGACUACGGCUGUGACCCGGGGACCGGGCUCUUUGAGUCCGACUCGGGCAUGCCGCACCACUGCGAGCUGUGCAGCAAGACCUUCAAGAACCCCUACAGCGUGAAGAUGCACUACCGCAACGUGCACCUGAAGGAGAUGCACAUGUGCACGGUGAACGGCUGCCACGCCGCCUUCCCCUCUCGCCGGAGCAGGGACAGACACAGCGCCAACAUCAACCUGCACCACAAGCUGCUGACCAAAGACUCUUACUCACCCAGCGCCCCCCCCUACGGCCCCUCACCCAUCACCCGGGACCGGGACGCCUCCGCGGCCGGGGCCCUCGACUACUGCUCGGAGCAGAGGGACCGGGACCUCCUCCACCGGGACCCUGCGGGACAGGCUUCCGUCAUCUUCAGGGGCCACAACCGCAUGGGGCUUGUCUUCCCCAUGAGCAAGAUGACCGACCCGCCGUCGGAGCACCCGGCGCAAUCCCCCUCGGAGGACAUGGGCCGAGAAGAGACGGGAGAAGCGUUGGGUGGAGGAGGAGGAGGAGCUGCCCAGCGCGGUACCCCCUGUGGUGUUCUCCCUCGCUCCUCCUGGGACUCUGACGGAGUGGGCAGCGGCGCAGAGGCCGACGGCCUGGAGGAGGAGGAGGAGGAGGAGGAGGAGGAGGAAGAGGGAGAGGAGGAGGAGGAGGAGGGAGACGAGUCGGCCCUGCCCAUGGAGUACAGCGACGAGAGCUGUGACGGGCUGGGCGCGGGGAAGCCUGGCAUCGGCGUUGGCGAGGAGGACGGAGAGUCGGGGCUCGGGUGUAACCGAACCCCAGGAGGAGGAGGUUUGGGCGGGCCUCCCCAGGGGGGCCCGCUGCAGGCGGGGGGCGGGGCCGGCGGCGUGGGAGGCGGCAUGGGUUCUCCGAUCACCUGCCACAUCUGCCACAAGGUCUACAGUAACAAGGGCACGUUCAGGGCCCACUACAAGACCGUCCAUCUGCGGCUGCUGCACAAGUGCAAGGUUCCCGGCUGCGACACGUCCUUCUCGUCUGUCCGGAGCCGCAAUAGACACAGCCAGAACCCCAACCUCCACAGGAACCUGGCGGUAGGCUCAGGAACCCCGCUCCUCAACCAGGAGUAGAGAAACCGGACUGAACCAGGCUAGCAUGACUGAUGAGGAUUUCUGUUCACUGUAGCCCGUCUCUCUAGGGGCUUUGUGUGUGUGUGUGUGUGUGUGUGUGUGUGUGUGUGUGUGUGUGUGUGUGUGUGUGUGUGUGUGUGUGUGUGUGUGUGUGUGUGUGUGUGUGUGUGUCUGUCUGUCUAUGUGUGUGUCUCUCUGUGAGGGUGGGCAGCAAGGUAUAACAGGCUUAUCAUUUAGCACUUUUUAAGAAUACUGUUUUUAAAAAAAGGGUGGUCAAACUGUCACUUAAGCGUUGACUAUAGGAUUUAUUUUGCAAAUUUGUGGCCAGAUUAAAACCACUUCCUGAGCAAAAUGUAUAAUUUCCCCUCAUUACCGUAUAGUGUUUGUUAAAAAAACAUGUUGACAUGUUCAAUUGAGCAUUUUCCAAAACCCAACUUAAGUAUUAUUUCAAAGAAAUUGAGACUGAGUAGGCAGAACAUUCCUGCAGUAUCUCCAACAUAAUACACUUAGUAUUUUUCAGUUCAUCUUUUAUUUUCUUUGCAGAAAUAGAUUCUUCUUUUCAUUGCUUUGCCUUAAACGUAAUUUAAACCUCAAAAGCUGUCUCCACACACGGUUUUAGUGUCAGUUUGGACUUUGUCAGACGGCAUCGGGCUGGUUUCGUUGGUUUUUCUUCCGUGGUACCUGUCGUAAACUGUCCACUGUGAAAUGAUGCACAACGUUAUGAACAAAAGCUAGCAGAGUAGAUGUGUGAGCGGUUAUUUUCUUCAUUUAGAGAUGUUCUUUAAAAGAUAAGAAAAAAUAAGUCUUUGUGGAAAAAGAUAUCGUGUUGUAAACUUGAUCGAUAAGUUAUUGUUUGGUGUUGUACAAUCUAAUCCACGUGGUUAUGUUAUCGUUUGUCUUCACUGUUCUGGUUGUGGCAUAUUGCUCAUCUUGACCAAAGAUUUUUCGUUUUGUUUUUUUGUCCAUUCUGGAGAUGUGUAGAUAAAAGAAAAAAAGCAACCUCUGAUUGUUUAUCGAGGUUUAUGCAGUAUUAAAAGAGGCGCCCUCUUUGACUUUGUAACAUCAAAUUCCUACCACGAGAAACGGCACAAUUCAGCUGUGGACUCCGUUUUUCAAAAAGAGAAGAACUUUUGACUGAUACAAAAGAAAAAUACUAUAUUUCUGUGGUCAGUUAUUUUAUUGUAUAUGUUGUUUCCAAAAAAAUCCAAACAUACUCAAAGGUAUUAGAUGGACUCUAUAAAAACCGUACAUUUCUUGUACUAUUGGUAUUGGUAUACUACAAACAAACUCAUACACUUGCCUCUGCCAACAGACGGUUGACGUUGUUGGGGGAGAAAUGUCAGAAGAUGCCCAUUUUCCCAGCAUCUUGAGACUGGGCAUGAUAAACUGUGAAUGAGUCAAACACUGAGGAAACAAUAUCACAAAGAAAACGACAAGGACACUUUUUGAAAUUAAAAACGAGAGCACAGCAAUUUUUACGGAAACAUCCAAUCAUGCACACCCUUACACACACAGACACAAACACACACACACACACACACACACACACACACACACACACACACACACACACACACACACACACACACACACACACACACACACACAAACACACACACAUACACAUAUACACAUAUACUCUCACACACACUCACACACUCUCUGGUAAAGUAACUGGUAAAUAAAAUGUUCUUUGAAUUGUAUAUUCUGUGAAUAGAGUAAUAAUUUGUUAUCUGAAUGAAGCCAAAAAAUAUACUGUAUAUUAUAGCCUCAUUUUACCACAUGCAUUGUCAAAAUAGAGUUUUCUUUUCAACAUUGUCCUGUACGUGACUUAUCACUGGCUAUAAGGUAACGGUCCAGAUGGCCUAUGUACUUUUCUUUUUCUUUUCUCAUUCUGUAUUUAAAAACAAUGAUCUGUAGUUAAUGUUUGUUGUUUAAAUUUGUAAAAGAAAGAGAAAAAACGGAUAGGUGUUCAUGUUGCCUAUGUUGCCUUCGUUAAUGUUACAGUAUUCAUUCAAAUAAAAAGCCAUAACUGUUUCAAAUACUGUGUUUCUAAUUUGAACA